Molecule: messenger RNA, 7410 nt
Organism: Elgaria multicarinata webbii
Lineage: Eukaryota; Metazoa; Chordata; Lepidosauria; Squamata; Anguidae
Gene: TCF4
Product: transcription factor 4
Exons: 20
Coding region: 638-2653 (671 amino acids)
Biological process (GO): regulation of transcription by RNA polymerase II
Cellular component (GO): chromatin; transcription regulator complex
Molecular function (GO): RNA polymerase II cis-regulatory region sequence-specific DNA binding; protein dimerization activity; DNA-binding transcription factor activity, RNA polymerase II-specific
Source: RefSeq, a predicted model, not a curated record
GCAGCGGUGGCGGUAGCAGCAGCUUUUUUCUCUUUAUAAGCACCACUGCAUUGCCCGGAUGUGAAUGGAUUACAAUGUAUCUUUCAGGGAAACGUAUUACUAUCAAUUUCUCCGUGGGGGAGUCUAUGGUGGUGGUGAUGAUGAUGAGAAGGAAGAGAGAUCUGUAAAGUUGGAACAAGUUUUCAGACUUUUUGUUGUUGUUGUUGUUUAAAAAAAAAAGACAAGGGAGGGAGGAUCGUAGUGCCACCGAGAUUUUUGAAAAUAGUUUAUUAGCAGCCAUGUGUGUAUAACGAAAGACACGAGGGAAAGUUACUGGAUCUUCCUUUUUUAUUUUUGUUGUGAUUUUUUAAUUUAUUUAUUUUUUGGCUGGCUUUUAAUUUUGCUUUAUUUGGGUGGGAAGACUUUUAUGGUGGAUAAUCAAAAAACUCUCAUCCGGUGUAAAAUUUGUGGAAUAUUUUCUGGAUCAAGGCUGAGUACGUGUUAAAAGUACUUCUUUUUUCUUUUUGAGAGUUAAACACACGUGAGAUAAUAAAGCACCUUUGGAGAAGAUUUCUCUCUUUUCUUCCCCUAAAAUACCUUUCCUUGGAAUAUUGUGAACAUAUUUGUGGCCAUUUAAGGUUUGUGUGAUUUUGCUAAAAUGCAUCAUCAACAGCGAAUGGCUGCCUUAGGGACGGACAAAGAACUCAGUGAUUUACUGGAUUUCAGUGCGAUGUUUUCACCUCCCGUGAGCAGUGGAAAAAAUGGACCAACUUCCUUGGCAAGUGGACAUUUUACUGGCUCAAAUGUAGAAGACAGAACUAGCUCAGGGUCCUGGGGGAACGGAGGACAUCCUAGUCCAUCCAGGAACUAUGGAGAUGGAACUCCUUAUGAACAUAUGACAAACAGGGACCUUGGAUCACAUGACAAUCUAUCUCCUCCUUUUGUGAAUUCCAGAUUACAAAGUAAAACAGAAAGGGGCUCCUAUUCAUCGUACGGGCGAGACUCAAACCUACAGGGUUGCCACCAGCAAAGUCUCCUCGGAGGUGACAUGGAAAUGGGCAACCCAGGCGCUCUCUCACCCACCAAACCUGGCUCUCAGUACUAUCAGUAUUCUAGCAAUAACCCGCGAAGGAGGCCUCUGCACAGUACCUCUGUGGAAGUACAAACAAAGAAAGUUCGAAAGGUUCCUCCAGGUUUACCAUCUUCAGUUUAUGCCCCUUCUGCAAGCACUGCCGACUACAAUCGGGAUUCGCCAGGCUAUCCAUCGUCGAAACCAGCAGCCAGCACUUUUCCUAGUUCCUUCUUCAUGCAAGACGGUCAUCACAGCAGUGACCCCUGGAGCUCCUCCAGCGGAAUGAAUCAGCCAGGUUAUGGCGGAAUGUUGGGCAAUUCUUCUCAUAUUCCACAGUCCAGUAGCUACUGCAGUCUUCAUCCUCAUGACCGCUUGAGCUACCCAUCACACUCCUCAGCAGACAUCAAUUCCAGUCUUCCUCCAAUGUCCACUUUCCAUCGCAGUGGCACAACCCAUUACAGCGCUUCUUCCUGUACGCCACCCGCAAAUGGAACAGAUAGCAUAAUGGCAAGCAGAGGAAGUGGAGCAGCAGGAAGUUCACAGACAGGCGAUGCGUUGGGGAAAGCACUUGCAUCUAUCUACUCUCCAGACCACACCAACAACAGCUUUUCAUCAAAUCCUUCAACUCCUGUUGGUUCUCCCCCUUCUCUCUCAGCAGGCACAGCUGUUUGGUCUAGAAAUGGAGGGCAAGCAUCAUCAUCUCCCAAUUAUGAAGGUCCCUUACACUCUUUGCAAAGCCGGAUUGAAGACCGCUUGGAAAGACUGGAUGAUGCUAUUCAUGUCCUCCGGAACCAUGCAGUGGGGCCUUCAACUACGAUGCCCGGUAGUCAUAGCGACAUGCAUGGCUUAAUAGGACCCUCUCAUAAUGGAGCAAUGGGAGGGCUUGGGUCAGGAUAUGGAACAGGUCUUCUUUCAGCCAAUAGACAUUCGCUAAUGGUUGGGGCUCAUCGUGAAGAUGCCGUUGGCCUCCGUGGCAGCCAUUCGCUCGUGCCAAACCAGGUUCCAGUUCCGCAGCUGCCAGUACAGUCUGCUACAUCUCCCGACUUAAACCAGCCUCCAGAUCCAUACAGAGGCAUGCCAACUGGACUUCAAGGACAAAGCGUAUCUUCAGGGAGCUCCGAAAUCAAAUCUGAUGACGAAGGAGACGAAAACCUCCAGGACCCAAAAUCUUCUGAGGACAAGAAGUUAGACGAUGACAAGAAGGAUAUCAAAUCAAUUACUAGGUCAAGAUCUAGCAAUAAUGACGAUGAAGAUCUUACACCGGAGCAAAAAGCAGAGCGUGAGAAAGAAAGGAGAAUGGCCAACAAUGCCCGUGAGCGCCUCCGGGUCCGUGACAUCAACGAGGCUUUCAAGGAACUGGGCCGGAUGGUGCAGCUCCACCUGAAGAGCGACAAGCCCCAAACCAAACUUUUGAUCUUGCAUCAAGCUGUAGCGGUUAUCCUCAGCUUAGAGCAGCAAGUCAGAGAAAGGAAUCUGAAUCCUAAAGCAGCAUGUCUGAAAAGAAGGGAAGAAGAGAAAGUAUCUUCAGACCCUCCUCCACUUUCUUUGGCAGGACCCCACCCUGGUAUGGGAGACACAUCUAAUCACAUGGGACAGAUGUAAAAAGAAAAAGGUCCAAGUUGCCACAUUUUUCUUCAUGUAAACCAGAGACCACUUCCUUAACAGCUGUAUUAUCUUAAAACCACAUAAACACUUAACCCCCCUUUUUGUAAUAUAAUAAGACAAGUCUGAGUAGUUACGAAUCACAGACGCAAGAGAUUUCAGCAUUCCCAAUUUCGAAACAAAAAGAAAAAGAAAAGUGCAACUUGAGAGACACCUCUCUUCAACAUAUCAUUCAGAAUGUUUCAAGCAGUAUGUUAGGAGCUGUAAAUGCACAGCCGAGAGACUGAAUGGCAAUCUUCUCCACACUGUGGGACAAUGCAUUUGUGCCUAAACUUCUUUUGGAAAAAAAUAUAUAAUUAAUUUGUAAGUCUGAAAAAAAAAAUAUUUAAUUUAAAAAAAUUGUAAACUUGCAAUAAUGAAAAGUGUACUUCUGAAGAAAAAAAAAUGAACGUUUUCGUUGGUGUACUAGUCAGCUAGUGUUUAUACUUACUGGAUAUUAAAAAGGGAAGCAUUGCUACCCACAUAUUUACAAAACCAGCAAACGUCGUAAUGAAAACUGAAGUGAUGACAUUAGCCAUUCCUUAGGGUAGGAGGAACAGAUGGAUCUUAUAGACCUAUGACACACACACAUACACACAAACACACACAUAUAUAAAUAUAUAUAAAUAUAUAUAUAAAUAAAUAUAUAUAUAUUAAAAUUAGUGAAUAUGGUAAGCUUUUGUUCAUUUGUUUCAGACUUUUUGCUCCUGUAAAAAAAAAAAAAGUACUGAUUAACUUUUUUAAAAAGAAGAUUUUACUGUAAAUAAGGGAAUUUUUUUUUUGUCUUAUUUCUCUGCCACUCCUCCUUUGGUUCUUUACUGUAACCUGUAGUGCCAACUCUGUUGCUGGAAGGGCAGUUCAGGAUGAAACGCUGACCCUGAUGUUGCUUAUCAUUCAUAAAUAGAGUUGUUUCUUCAGUCUUUUGGGGAGAAUACAAGACUUGACAAGUCACAUCAUGUGCAGCUAAACUGCAAGCAACUGAGACUUGGCCCAAAACAGUCAUUUUUGUGGGGGGAGGGGGGAAUCAUAAAAGUUGCUCUCAUUUAGACCCUAUUUCUGGGAUUUUCAGAGGUACAAGGUUAGAAUGCUACAAUGUUACCACUGUGCCUUCCAAUGUUUAUAUCAUCGAAAACAUAACAUAAUCAAAGGUGGCUGUGAUUUAACAAACCAGUAGAAGUGUUAACUUUAAUGUGUGUAGCCUAAAUAUAGUAUGCAGCGAGGCAUUUCAGAAUACAUGGUCAGAUUUGGUAGGGCAGGCAGGGAGGGGGAGAUUUCAAAUGGGGAAAUUGCUAGUUGUAUGACAGAUUUUGAUUUUUUUUUUCAAAAAAACCUUUUUUUAAGGGAUUACUGAAAGGUAGACCAUAUGCUGCCACCUCCUUCAUUCAUGGGGAAAAAAUGCCAAUAUCCAGUUGUCAUGCAGCAUUAGAACAAGCCUUACCCGUUCUAAAGCAUUGAGUUGCACUUUCUUGAGGAGGGGGGAAUAGAACAGUAUUUCUCUGGCCAGUAUGAAUCAAGUUUUUACUUAACAUAUAUAUAUAAUAAUAAUAAGCAUAGAUCAAACCCGUGGCCCAGCAAUUCAUCCAGUGACUAGCUUUGGAUGCAACCGAACUAGUAUCCAUAGCAAAUCUUAUAAAGAUUGACUUUGGUAUAUAGAACAAUUAACAAAUUGUGCUCCUAAUUAAGUUUUUGUCAGCAUCCUUUUGUCUCCAGUUCCAGCUUCUGGUUGUUGUUUUUAAAAUAGCCACGCAAACUUGGCAUGUAUUUUUUGAAUGAACUCUCCCUGUUCACAUAGAUUUUCCACCUAUCAGCACUGAGUAAAUGCCAUAAGUCCAUUGAAAAAACGGUCUAGAUGUUCCAUCUGUUCUCCUGUUUUGCCAGUUACAUAGUAAUGGGAAAAAAAUACAUUUGUAAAUUUUAUGCAACAAAAUGGCAAGCGUAUCAUUAUUUUGAAAUUGUGUAUGUAAAAGUUAUAUUUUUACAUGUAGACUCUUGUUAUUAUGUGUUUUAAUACAUUGUAUCAGUUUUUUGUUUUUUGUUUUUUAAAAACUGUGUGGUUGAAACAAAAUCUCAUUUCAAUGACAUGAGAAUCUGAUUUUUAUGUUUCUGAAAAACAUAAAGAACAAAUAUGAUAGUUUACCAUGUGAACCACCCUCUACAUAUCCCAUAAACAUUUUGAUUACCUAUGUGUGCGUGUUGAAAAUUGUAAAUAUGUUCACAAGCAGUAAAACUUUAAAUGCUUUUAUUUGUUAAUAAGUUUCUCAAAUGUGGAGGUGGAUUAAAAGCAUUAUAAUUAAAUGCAUAAUAGAGCAGCGUCCAUGUUAGUUUAAGUCAGAGCCACAAAUGAGUAUUUCAUUACAAAUGCCGUACUUUUAAUAGACUUUCUUUAAAUGUUAAUGUGUGUGGUCAUCCAAAUUCAUUUAAUUACUGAUAUUCAGAACAAGCUAAAGGAUUCUCUUUUAAUUGUCAAGCAUAUUAAUACUGGUCAGUAUUCAAAAUUCAAGAAAUGCAAAUAGUUAUGGGGGAAUUUGUUUCUUCAGGAGAUGAGUUUAUGCUAAAAAUCGAAAACGGCUGUCAAAUUCCAUAAUUACUGAAAGUUUUUUUUUUUCAUUUGCUUAUGUCAAUAACAUCAAGAUUUCAAUCACCCUCCUCAGUCUGUAAGAUUGUUGAGUACUGCCCACUUGUAUUUUGAAAAGGUAAUGUUCUGAUAUGAAUAUCAGAAAAAAUGAACCUAAAAUUAUUAUUUCUUAAUUUAACAAUUAGGAGCCUUAAAUGAUAAGAUAGAAGUCAGGUAGCAAAUGCAAAUCAAAGUAACCAUAUUUUUAUUUUAUCUUAUUUUAUUAAUUGCCCAGCUUGAUGUAAUUAUGUCAGCCUUUAAACAUGCACAGUCAAGAUCACUCCUUAUCAGUGAUAAAAGGAUGGAUAUUUUUUUUAAAAAAAUCCAUACUUUCAGUGUGUGCUUAUGGGCAGAGCAUGAUUCUAAACAGCAAUAGUGAUUGUGAUGUACUUAGAACCAGGAGAAGGUUAGUUAUGUAAAAAAAGCCAAACUUGUCUGUAUGGUUUUGAGAUGGUUUUGUGUUCCAUAAUGGAAUUUAAACUUGAAAAUUAAGCAGUCGCACUGUUUUUUGUGGGGGGGGGGGAGUGGUUCUGCAUUGAUGCAUUAAUUUAGUGUGUGUCCAUAAGAAAAAAAAGACAUCAAGAACUCCUUAGCCUUUGCUACUGCUAUCGUUUUCAUACAGGUAUCCAUGAGGCAGCUGCUACUUGUUAGUAGAUCUGGUAGUGAUUUCUCUUUUAAGACCAAGGAGGGCCAUGGAUUGUACGGUAACAAAUAGUACUCAGAAACUAUUCUGUAGGAACCUAUCAGAACUUUAGGAAGUGAUCCACCUCCACAUUCAAGUAAUUUAUGAAUAUGCUGAUUAGGGAAAUCUGUUCAUCUAGAACUUUUUUUAAAAAACAUUUGUCUUAUGUGUAACUGCAAGGAACACUAAUGUUUAUACAACUGUCAGUUCAACCAGUGAUGCAACUUGUACCGAUGCAGUCUUCCGAUUUGUUUUUGUGUUUAAUUUCAUUUGGCGGGUGGGAGCGGGUGGGGUGGAAUUUGCAAGUUUCAUCUUUCUAUCUGAUAGGCACGUGCAAUCUGUGCCGAAAGGUGAACAAUACAUACAUUGCCAGGAACGAAGAGAAUUCAUCAGGGGAGAAAAAGCACAAAUAAAUUAAACUUAGUCCACGGACUGACUUAAGGAGGAGAAAAUAAAAAGAUAUCCUAAAGAUGGAAUAUGAUGAAUUCUAACACCAUGGGGCACCAAGACCUUUUCGGCUUCUUGUUUUUAUUUUUCUUUCUUUUUUAAAUGACAUAUUCUUUCUCAUGGGACUUGAAGUUGAUUCACCUUUGUGCAGUGCUGGUUUGACCAUACUCAUUUCAAGUAUUAUAGACUUAUGUAAUGGUGAAAAUAUAUGAACUGUGGCCUUUUUCAUUCUUGUUACUUGUGAUGCAACUAAGUGAAGAUAAGAGAAAAAAAGCAGAGAUUUACCAUGUAUCAGUGCCUGGCUUUUUGUUACAAAGCUUCGUUUGUCUAGUGACCUUUUUGCUAUAAAAUAGACUGUAGUACACCCUAUUAGGAUAAAAGAAAACCCUAAAUUUAAAAAUAAAAAAAAUAUAUUUGGCUUAUUUUUCACAGGAGCAAUCCUUUUAUACCAUAAAUAUUGCAAGGGGGAAAAUUGUCGGAUUCUGAAUAUUUCUUCUUUGUAGAUUUUUGGAAUCAUUCUGAGUAAAAGUUUGUUACUUUAUUUUACUAUUUAAAAGAUGUUAUUUUACCAUGUGUUACCGAGAUGAAAUUGUAUGGUAGCUUCUUUUUUCUUUUUUUCUUUUUUUAGUUGUAGGUCGCAGUGGGGAAAUUUUUUGCGACUGUACACAUAGCUGCAACAGUUAAAAAGAAAAAGAAAAAAAAUGAAAAAAGGGAAAAAUAUAAAAGGGACAAAAAGGAAAAAAAAAAGAUAAAACAGUUACACUUUGUUUUCAAUGUGUGGCUGAGUGCCUCAAUUUUUUUCAUGUUUUUGGUGUAUUUCUGAUUUGUAGAAGUGUCCAAACAGGUUGUGUGCUGAGUUUCUUCAAGAAGAAAAACACAGCUUUCUGUAGGCCAUUACCUGUUUUCCAUCUGUAGUUAUUCGAUGCCGUCAUGUACAUGACCGUUCUGUAGCAAUAAAUGUGCCAUUUUUAUAAA